UGCACACGCUCAGUCGCACUAAUGAGCAAGCCUUGAGCUACCCAGCAGCGCUGAUCUUUCGUCAGCCCGGGCCACAGCGAAACAUCAGAGGCAGCGAGACACCAGGCUGAUCUGCAGUCGGCCGACCGCAAAGCAAAAGGAGAGAUAUUGCCAGAUAAAUUAGUCCGUCGGGGAGGAAGGGAGUUGAUUUGCGCGCAACUGCUACCCUGCACUUUUCUUUCCUUUUCCUCUCUGCAUCCAGCCAUGGAGGAGAUGCUCACCUGCAGCCGAAGCCCCUUCUCCCAGGUGUUUGGGCGCCAGGGUCAGCUCAUGCAAGCCACGGUGCAGUCCCUGAACAGCUUGAACGAUCAGAUCGCAAGUUUCAUCGUGACGGGACCCAAGUCACUUGAGCAGGAUGAUAACGUAUAUUGUCCCCCCGAGAAGGAGACGCUGCAGAAGUCAAUGACCUUGAUGAGGCACCUCCUCGUGGAUGCUCAGGCAAAAAUCCUGAAAAUGAUGGAUGACAACAAGCAGCUGGCUCAGCGCAUCGACGGAGCCAUUCAAUCAGCCAGCCAGGAGGUGACCAACUUGCGCUCGGAACUGAGCGCCACCAGCCGCAGACUGACCGAGCUGGGGGCCGCUGACCCUUCCGGCAGCAUGCUUGAGACCCUGCAGCACAAUCACAACGGUGAGACAACGCGGGCGGCUAGUGGAAGCGCAGACGCAUGCCGAUGCGAUACACCUCUGCAUACGAGGCAGAAGCCUCCCUCCACUGACCUUUGCUACACGAGUGAAAUCAGCAGUCUGAUGGACUUCAACUCUCCUGAUGCCUCCCUGGACAAAGUUCUACUUCGCGAGGAAGUGGCCCAACUGCAGGAAGAGGUGCACCUGCUGCGCCAGAUGAAGGAUAUGUUGAGUAAGGACCUGGAGGAGAGCCAAGGAGGAUGUUCGGCCGACGUGCUUUCUGCCACCGAGCUCCGCGUGCAGGUGGCCCAAAAGGAGCAGGAGCUGGACCGAGCCAAGGAGGCUUUGCAAGCCAUGAAGUCAGACCGUAAGCGUCUUAAGGUGGAAAAGGCAGACCUGGUGAAUCAGAUGCAGCAACUUUAUUCCACACUGGAGAGUCGAGAGGAGCAGCUACGUGAUUUUAUUCGCAACUACGACCAGCACAGAAAAGAGAGCGAGGAUGCGGUGAAGGCUCUCGCCAAAGAGAAAGACAUGCUGGAGAGAGAGAAGUGGGACCUGAGGCGGCAGACUAAGGAAGCCACAGAGCACACGGGAAUGCUGCGCACGCAGUUGGACCUCAAGGAAAACCGCAUCAAGGAGUUGGAGGCUGAACUGGCCAUGAUCAGUAACUGUGUCAAUCAAAGAAUGGAGUUCCGGGUGUUUGAGCGGCUCGGGGACAGGGACUUCUCCCCGAGGGUUAUGUCGGCCAAACAAUCACUAGCCACCCUGACCAAGGACGUGCCUAAGCGUCACUCCCUGGCAAUGCCAACAGAGACGGUUGUCAACGGCAACAACCAGGAGUGGGUGAUGCAGGCUGACCUUCCCCUCACUGCUGCCAUCAGACAGAGUCAGCAGACCCUCUACGUGCACACGGGCCAUCCCACCGACAGACAAGUGGCCGCUGUGCGGGUGAGCCCCUGCCACUCGCGUCAGGCCUCCUUCAUCUCCGACGCCUCGGCCGUGGAGGGAGACAGGUCGUCCACACCUAGUGACAUCAACUCUCCACGUCAUCGGACUCACUCGCUCUGUAAUUCUCUAGAAGAUCUGGAGGUGGCCAAAUGUAAGAAGAAGAAGGAGAAGAUGGGCCUGGGCUCUUUGUCGCGAGUGUUCGCCCGAGGAAAGCAGCGCAAAUCCUUGGACCCGGGUCUGUUUGAUGACUUGGACAGCCUCGGCAGCGGCACCCGCCUCAGCCUCAACUUGCCGGACGGCCCAGAAGAGCAGCUGGACCGCCUGCAGCAGGUGGAGCUGGCCAGGAGCACGCCCAUGUCCCAGUGGAGGGCGGGCACUGUGCAGGCCUGGCUGGAGGUCGUCAUGGCGAUGCCCAUGUACAUACGCACCUGCUCGGAGAAUGUCAAGAGUGGCAAGGUGUUGCUGGGACUAACCGAUGAAGACCUGGAGCUCGGUUUGGGCGUAACCAGUUUGAUGCAUCGUCGUAAACUGCGUCUGGCCAUUGAAGACUACAGAGAGGCUGAGGAUGGAAGAGGGUUGUCCAAAGCUGCAGACAUGGACCACCACUGGGUGGCCAAGGCCUGGCUCAGUGACGUGGGCUUGCCGCAGUACUCGCAGGCAUUUCACACCCACUUGGUGGACGGACGCAUGCUCCACUCCCUGACCCUGCGUGACCUCGAACGCCAUCUCAACAUCUCCAAAAACUUCCACCAGGUCAGCUUGCUGCUGGGCAUCGAGCUUCUGCACUUACUCAAUUUUGACAAGGACGCACUGCAGGCCCGCCGGGUACAGUGUGAGCACCAGAACACGGACCCUUUAGUUUGGACCUCUCAUCGUGUCAUUAAAUGGCUUAAAGACAUCGACCUCAAGGAGUUUGCAGAUGGUGUCGUGAGUAGCGGCAUCCAUGGCGCUGUCAUGGUGCUGGAUCCCAAUUUUUCCAGCGACGCUUUGGCCACGGCGAUGGGAAUUCCCAGCGGCAAGCAUAUGGUUCGCAGACACCUUGAAGAAGAGCUGACAAAUCUGAUAUGCCUGGCCAGGGCGGAUGCCAAGCAAGACUUUGAGCGCUCAGUUUUGGGAACACCGCCAACUCCCCUUCGACAAAACUCCCCCAGCAGGUCGCCCGGCUCUGCCGGUCGUCACACCGAUGAUGAGGGUUCACUGAGGAGGAGGGCUGUCAAGCCGCCAACGGGAUUCAGCCCAAAGAUGCGCAAUGGACGGGACUUGAGCUACCACAGCAGCUACGGGUCACUACCUCGUGAAGUCAGAGAGCAAACACCUCCGAGGACACAAGGAAGCCCCGUCCGGGCUUAUGCCAACAUCGGGGUGACCAAUGUGUGAGGUUAUCUGAGGGCGACAAAGUUGCGGGGGUAUCAAGAGAAACCUUUUGAUCACAGACUGUUGAACUUUGUUCAAGUGUCAAUUUCAAGGAAAACUGCAUCACCGAGAACAGGUGACUUUUCGAACAGAAUCAAAAGUUGCAGAAUUGAAAAUAUAUGGAUUAUUUUUAUAUUUGUUGUUUGUCUGGACUCACUGGAUUUGUAUGAUGGUUUUGUAUUCAAGCACUAAUUGAAUCGAAAAAAAAUGGUCUUAUUGAUGUAAAAUAAUUAUGAUUCAUACGUCUAUGCGGCUCUGAUGUGUGAUGCCUCGUCAGUGUAGCAAAUCUCAAUGGACAAAAGAUGUUGAGUACAAUGUAUGUUUGUCAUUUUUGUCUUGAGGACACACACACACACACACAGUUGACAAAUGUUUGUGUGAAUUGAAAACGAAUCAAAGCUCUGUAUGAAAGAUGAUGGGAUUUUCUUUUUUAUGAAACAUAAGUGAGCAGUGA
Molecule: messenger RNA, 3478 nt
Organism: Hippocampus zosterae (dwarf seahorse)
Lineage: Eukaryota; Metazoa; Chordata; Actinopteri; Syngnathiformes; Syngnathidae
Gene: kazna
Product: kazrin, periplakin interacting protein a
Exons: 18
Coding region: 244-2988 (914 amino acids)
Molecular function (GO): protein binding
Source: RefSeq, a predicted model, not a curated record